This is a messenger RNA of Symbiodinium sp. CCMP2592, 3915 nucleotides long. The record is from the annotation of a GenBank genome assembly. Lineage: Eukaryota; Dinophyceae; Suessiales; Symbiodiniaceae.
AUGGUCUUCCUUGCUGCUGCUACUCGUGCGGCUACUCUCCUGCUUCUGCUGGUUGUCACUUUUACCAUGGGACAUACUGAUCAGACGGUGAACCGAAGGACUGCACCGAAAGCGGGCCGCUGGGGUCCCAAGUCCCCAGGGGGCGACGACGCGGAAGAUUCCUUGACGAUGACAAGCGCCCCAGACGCGAGGGUUGCAGCGUCGACCGCAAGCGCUGCUGAAGCCACCCAACGAGCGCCUCCUCUUGUUACAGCAGAGGCGAAGCAUAGCGGAGAGGCACUCGCGGCCCGACGCCGCCAGAACAUCGUGAAGAGAUCGUAUCGGAGAGCGCUCAGACGUGCUCAAAAGGCCGAAGACGGCACGACGUACUAUCGAGGACGCCGGCUACAUCUGCAACAGCUUGGAGCACCCACGGAGCUUGGGCCCCGAACACAGCAGACGGCCAGGCAGUGUCAGCCACCGCCAGGCACCAGGUUACGGGUUUUCUCAAUUAACUUGGGGGGCGUGUGCACCACCACUUACGACAUUCUGAUGACAUGGAUGCAGGAACAUAAGGCAACCUACGACAUUCUGUUUUUUCAAGAGGUGCACUAUGGAUUGGGGAAAGCACUCACCGAAUACACUGUACCGAAUUGGCAUAUUAUCUCGAGCCCGGACCCUCAUCACCGAUGGUCUGGUGUCACAGUGUGUGUGUCCUCUAAGCUGGUUUCUCGUGAUGACAUCCAGUAUCAGGAGGUGGUCCCAGGCCGUAUACUCCAUGUUCGUCUGCCCAUCGGUUGCAAGCGCCAGAGUACUUCUUUAGAGAUUGUGUCUGUAUAUCAGUGGGCUUGGGACGCGGACCCGGCCCAAAAGCGCGCGCAGAAGCGCCAUCUGAUCUGGUCGAAGCUGAACCAGCUCCUUGGCGCAGCCGCACACUUCCCAAAGUACGCCGCGACUGACCGCAGAGCCUGGCCUCUGCAGGAGUUCGCUCCGAAAGGCCCUCAGGCGGCACCAGCCACGGUGAGUGAGCUCACCACUGCUGUGCAUGACUGCUGCGUAGAACUCUUUCCGGCUAUGGGAUAUGUGGAGACACUACCGGACCAUGAAGCAGCACGGAGAGCCUUGGUGGAUGCAGUUUUGCAGGAAGCUGAGCAGGCUGCGCGCAAAGGUGACAUGUUCCGUGAGUACGAGGCUAUUGUUGAGUACUUUGGUCGGAUAUUCUCACAGGGCUGUCCCGCAGUUCGCAUACUUGCCGGGCGAGAGGUGCACGAUCGGCGCGCCGGCGCGCCCAAGCCCAUAGUCGCGGGAGCCGCCAUACUUUCCAUCGACAUGUCGAAGGCUUUCGACCAGGUAGAUCAUCAGUACAUGGCAUCCGCGCUCCGAUUCGUGGGUAUCGACGAGGAUACCAUAGCCAUUAUCCUUGCGUUGCACCGCGCAGAGUAUCAUGUGCGCCAUAAACAGCAUGAGGGCACCAUUGCCCUCAGAAAUGGCAUAAGACAGGGAUGCGUGUUAUCACCUCUGUUAUGGGCAUGUGUAACCGCAUACAUGCUGCAUCGCGCCGAGCUCCAAUCGGCCAACGCCUGGAUAGCUGACGACGUCACUGCAUAUGCUGACGACUUUGCCAGCGCCUUUGAUCUCAGUACGGUCGAAGAUGCCCGGGUCAUGACAAAACGCGUUCAGUCACUUUUUCAGGCGCUAGCAGAGGCGGGCAUGCAAGUCAACGCUGACAAGUCGCACUUACUCUUGCGUGCCACUGGGGUUGCAUUUCAGCAAUGGUUGAAGAAGCAUGAAACCUAUGUUAAGAAUCGUAGGCACCUUAACCUGGGUACCCCCUUCCAACCCAUCCUCAUCCCCAUAGUUGAUCGCAUUGAGUAUCUUGGAACUGUCAUGAGUUUCGGGCUUUACGAGGAUCAGACAGUCCAGCUCCGCCUCAAGGCGGCACGCACCACAGUAGCGCGGCUUCGAGGUCUCCUCUUCUCACGCAAGGGCCUGACGAUACAGCAAUCAUUGCAGAUGUAUCGCACCUGUGUACGCAGUACAUUGCUCCAUGGGGUACUGUCCACUGGCAUCACUGCUGCCGGACUACGGACACUUGAAAAAUUCGAGAUUAAGCACAUCCGGGCCAUUGCGUGUUCACCGAGCCACCUUUUCCGUGAGCGUAGUGCGGACCUGCAAAAGCGGCUCCAGUAUGAGCCGAUUGCUGAUGCCCUAGGUCGCAUGUACCACUCGUGCCAACAACAGGCUGCUACACUGCACUUUCCCUUCCCGGGGGAUCGUGUACUCGAGCAGAGGUCCAGACUUCUCUAUGAGGCAUAUCAGGAAACCUUGCAGGCCCGCAUGUACAGCACACUCACGCAGUGCGAUAGUGCAGGGGUACCGUGUCCGGUUUGCGGGGUCUACUACUCUGAUCAGCGCAUAAUGCGCAUACACUGCGCCAAAAGCCAUCACAUCAGUCUUGUCAGCGCUGACCUACGCCGACCGGAGGCUAGAGCAGCCAUUGAUGUCGCUUCACACAGCGUGGAUGCAUUCCGGUCUGUAGACACUGCCGUGCUAGAUUCCGCAAAUGGUUCCCCCUACCAAUCAGUCGGUCGCUGCGCCCGCUGUGCAGUCCGCUGCGGGGACCCAGAAAGUCAGAGGAACAUUGAUGCCGACUGGGUUGCGUGUGCCGAAAAAUGCGGCGAGCGUUUGCGCCACUACUGCAUUUUCUGCACACAAUGGUGCAGCUAUGAUAGAGGAGGUGUCAAGACGCACAUGCGUCGUAUGCAUGCUGAACGCUGGGCCCUUCGCGACGCCGUCCUCAGGCGGCUCAAGAAGCAUCAUCGCCUCCGCUACCGGGGGCCCUGCAAAGCUUGCGCGUUCACUCCUGCCAGCAGUGCCCUGCAUGCACCCAAUUGUCCUGCCUACUUCCAGGCUUGCAUGAUGUUCCCUCUUCGAAACCCCGAGGUGACCCUUCAUGACGGACUCAGCCGAGAAGGAGAUCUCCGAGGUGUACGGACAGCUGCUGGGACUGCCGAAUCAAGCGCGAGAGACUCGCGAAGCGCUGGACUCCGACAGACCGCCCAAGUGGCAGCGCCCGUCACACAAGGGCUUUGGCGAUGGGCGCGGAGGACGCCAAGGCAAGGAGCAGAAGUGGACACAGCAGGAGUGGGACUCGUGGGGCAUGAGCACUCCCAGAACUCCUUGAGCCAAGCAGUCUCGGGGGACGAACUGAGGGAAGUGGUUGCGCUUCUGACGCGACUGGCCUUGCGCCACGAGGACACAGAGGCAGCCCUGAGAACGGACUGCUCGUUCCUCCUGUACAUGGACACACAGGGCAUGGGGAUGACGGCGCAGCUGUUCAAAAUCUCCCAAGAAUGGAAGGAGAAGAAAGAAGCGGUGCCGCCGCAAGUCAAGCAAAGCCUCAGGACUACCCUCCUCGUGUCGAUCAUGGUAACAAUGCGACAGAAGAUGGAGCAAGCGCUUACCCCGGAGAUGAGGCCGACACUUGUCAAGCACGGAUGGAUCACAGCGGUGGACCCUCCGUCCUGGGCCUACCUACGCUGGAACCCCACAACGGAGCGCCAGGAAGUGGACAACAGCCGCCCGCCAUUGCCGCACUCGGAAGCCUUGAACGCCCUCACCAAGAUCAACGAGCUGGCAGGCCAAGACGGGCUCCUGCACAAGUUCCACGCGACGCGGAAGAUGGCAAGCGAGUACCGCUCGCCGGUCCUGCCCUUCCUCAUCAUGGUAUCCAAUCGAGGCUCCGAAGCCCAAAGCCUGCAUCAGUCCCUGAUCCAGAUCUGCGACAACUCCUGCCUUCGCCUGGUGGGCGCACGCUUGCGCCAGGAAAGGAUGAAGCGGCAGCCGCUUAUGAAUGCCGCCGCCGACCUGAAGCCGAAGGAAGCGGGCAAGAGCUCGGACCCAGACUCGACACGAGCAGAUAUGGCGGACUUGUAG